Messenger RNA from Nelumbo nucifera (sacred lotus), 2851 nucleotides. RefSeq names its product AP2-like ethylene-responsive transcription factor ANT. Gene Ontology annotation, biological process: regulation of DNA-templated transcription. NCBI's taxonomy places the organism in Eukaryota, Viridiplantae, Streptophyta, Magnoliopsida, Proteales, Nelumbonaceae. The record is from RefSeq and is a predicted model, not a curated record. Gene Ontology annotation, molecular function: DNA binding; DNA-binding transcription factor activity.
CCAAAUCGUCUUGUGGAUGUAAGCUGAAAACAAUAGUUUUUCCCCCAGUUUUAAUUAGAUCCUUGAGUUGCAGAUUCGUACAGAAGCUCGUACUGUUGUGAAGUGACUGGAUGGGCAGUUGUCCUCGCCUUCCAAUCUAAUCCAAGGCACUCAGAUUAAUGAGAGAGAGAGUAGUCUUGGCUAUGUGGGGAGAAGGUAAUCUUUGGUAAAUAGUUGAAGGGUUUUUUGGGUGAUGAGGAGACCAUUGAAUGUGUUACAGCAUGUGAUGAGGAGACCAUUGAAUGUGUUACAGCAUGUUAUGGUCUUUAAUUGCAACUGGGUUUUUAGAGGGGUUUAAGAGUGUUAAGUAAGAAAAAGGCACAGAGAAGAAGAUGAGAAAGCAAAAAACAUGGUCUUUCUCAACUACACAGAUCCCUAUGGAAUGCAGGAGCGCUACACACCAUCGCUUGCUGGAACUCAUUCUUUUUGUUUAAGUUUAAACUUUAAAGGGACUUGUUUUGUUCUCUUCAGCUAGCGAGCGAGCGUGAGAGAGAGAGAGAGAGAGAGAGAGGAGCGCAUAGAUUCAAGAGUUGUUUGCAUGGACCCGAUGGAUGAUACAUUUCUUCCAUGAGUUCUGCAGCUAGAAAACAAAAGGCCCAGUUUUCAUAUGGAGGGAAGCAAGAGAUUUCGGAAUGAUUAGUUUAUUUGCCUGCCAAUGAUUGGGUUUCCUUGCUGCAAGAGGUCCUGUUAAGAAUCUGAGAGAAAAAAGAAGAGAAAGAGAGAGACAAGGAGAUGAAGUCCAUGAAUAAUAAUAACAGCAACAACAAUAACUGGUUGGGUUUCUCUCUCUCACCCCACAUGAACAUGGAGGUUGCUUCAGAUCCUCAUCAUCAUCAACAACAACAUAAUAAUCAGACACAGGCUUCCUCUGCAGUUGUUUCUACUGCAGUUCCGACAAGCUUCUUUCUCUCUCCUCAUUUAAACAACUCAGGCAUCUGUUAUGGGGUUGAAGGAGAAAAUGGUGCACUCUACUCUCAUUUGUCUGUAAUGCCACUGAAGUCUGAUGGGUCUCUAUGCAUCAUGGAAGCUCUCAGCAGAUCACAACCAGAAGCGAUGGUGCCAACUUCAUCCCCAAAGCUAGAGGACUUCUUAGGUGGUGCAACCAUGGCAACCCAUCAAUAUGGAAGUAAUAACAGGGAAACCAUGCCUCUCAGCUUAGAUAGCAUGUAUUACCAGCAAAACGCAGAGUCUGAGAGCAACAGACAACAUUCUUUUCACUUUCUUCAACAACCUUUUAGACAGCAACAACAGCAGAUUGAAGUUCAACAAAACCCAUAUUUCUGUGGGCUAACCGGCCACGAGAUGUACCAGGCGGCAAUGGAGGAGCCCAAGGAAACCCAGCUAGCAGAAUGCAGUCUCCAGCUCCCUCCUAUGGCAGAGGAUGGGAUCCCGGGCCUAAAGAGCUGGGUUGCUAGGCACUAUUCCGCGAACCAUGCAUUGGAGCAGAAGAUGACUGAUAGCAUGGAUGAUGAUGGAGGGUCUGGGUCUAUUGGUGCGGUGGGCUAUGGGGAUUUACAGUCUUUGAGUUUGUCCAUGAGCCCCGGUUCACAAUCUAGCUGUGUUACAGCUCCACAGCAGAUCUCACCAACUGGUACUGAGUGUGUGGGCAUGGAAACAAAGAAGAGAGGAUCUGCAAAGGUGGGUCAGAAGCAACCUGUUCAUAGGAAGUCCAUUGACACAUUUGGGCAGAGAACGUCGCAGUAUAGAGGUGUUACAAGGCAUAGAUGGACCGGUAGGUAUGAAGCCCAUCUAUGGGAUAAUAGUUGCAAGAAGGAAGGGCAGACCAGGAAAGGAAGGCAAGUUUAUCUGGGUGGUUAUGACAUGGAGGAGAAAGCGGCAAGGGCUUAUGACCUGGCGGCGCUCAAGUAUUGGGGACCUUCCACUCAUAUCAACUUCCCUUUGGAAAAUUACCGGGAAGAACUUGAGGAAAUGAAAAACAUGAGCAGGCAAGAAUAUGUUGCUCACUUGAGAAGGAAAAGCAGUGGAUUCUCUAGGGGAGCAUCAAUGUACCGUGGAGUAACAAGGCAUCAUCAACACGGAAGAUGGCAAGCUCGGAUUGGGAGGGUAGCAGGAAACAAAGAUCUUUAUCUUGGAACCUUCAGUACCCAAGAGGAAGCAGCCGAAGCCUAUGAUAUCGCUGCAAUCAAGUUUCGUGGGGUGAAUGCUGUCACCAAUUUCGAUAUAUCAAGAUACGACGUGGAAAGGAUCGUAGCAAGUAAUACUCUUCUUGCCGGAGAACUUGCGAGGCGUAACAAGGUGAUUGAAUCCAAAAAUGAGGCUGUUGAUCACCAAGCUUGCGUCCAGAAUAGCAACGGCGAAGCAGGUCUAUCAGAGGCGGAAAGUGGGAGUGGAUCGGAGUGGAAGAUGGUCCUCUAUCAGGGCUCACCCCAGCAACCAACGGCAUGCGUUGAGCCUAUUGAUCAAAAACCCAUGAACAUUGGAAAUUACAGGAACCCAUCAUUCUCCUCAGCCACCCUGCAUGAUCUAAUUGGGAUCGAGACGGGGAACACACCCCAAGGAGUGGAUGACUCGGCCAAGCUGGGGACCCACUUGUCAAAUGCGUCCUCCUUGGUGACUACCUUGAGCAGUUCGAGAGAAGGCAGUCCUGAUAAGACUGGCCUCGCUGUGCUCUUUGCAAAGCCACCCUCAGCCUCUUCCAAGUUCAUCAAUGCAACUCCUGUGAACUCAUGGAUCCCAUCAGCUCAGCUGAGGCCCGCCAUCGGCAUGUCUCAUAUGCCAGUAUUUGCUGCUUGGACUGAUACCUGAGAGCCUCUGUUUGUUUGGUUAACUCGUAAAAGUCGUUGCAUGGGGG